Molecule: messenger RNA, 5121 nt
Organism: Phodopus roborovskii (desert hamster)
Lineage: Eukaryota; Metazoa; Chordata; Mammalia; Rodentia; Cricetidae
Gene: Myo1b
Product: myosin IB
Exons: 31
Coding region: 200-3610 (1136 amino acids)
Biological process (GO): actin filament organization; vesicle transport along actin filament
Cellular component (GO): vesicle; myosin complex; plasma membrane
Molecular function (GO): actin filament binding; ATP binding; microfilament motor activity
Source: RefSeq, a predicted model, not a curated record
GAAGCCAGCGCACUCGGAGCCGGGCCGGCGGACGCGGUGUAGGUACGCGGGUCGAGCGGUCGGCUGAGCGGCGCAGGACCCUCGGCAGCAGCUGUGGCACGAGCCCCGCAUCGGGUCGGACCCGCGUUCCCCAGGCGACGGCCAGCGAGCAGUACGCGGAGGCGGAGCGGCAGAGCGGGCGCCGGGUGAGCUGGAGACCAUGGCCAAAAUGGAGGUGAAAUCCUCGCUUCUGGACAAUAUGAUUGGCGUUGGAGAUAUGGUUCUUCUAGAACCUCUCAACGAGGAGACUUUCAUCGACAACCUCAAGAAGCGCUUCGAUCACAAUGAGAUAUAUACAUACAUUGGGAGUGUGGUUAUAUCUGUGAACCCCUACCGAUCCUUGCCCAUUUAUUCGCCUGAGAAAGUGGAAGAUUACAGAAAUAGAAACUUUUACGAACUGAGCCCUCACAUCUUUGCUUUGUCGGAUGAAGCAUACAGAUCCCUCCGUGAUCAAGAUAAAGACCAGUGCAUACUCAUUACUGGAGAAAGUGGAGCAGGAAAAACAGAGGCCAGCAAGCUUGUUAUGUCCUAUGUGGCAGCAGUGUGUGGAAAAGGAGCAGAAGUUAAUGAAGUUAAGGAACAGCUUCUACAGUCUAACCCUGUCCUGGAAGCCUUUGGGAAUGCCAAGACUGUGAGGAACGACAACUCCUCUAGAUUUGGCAAAUAUAUGGAUAUUGAAUUUGACUUUAAAGGUGAUCCACUGGGAGGAGUGAUAAGUAACUAUCUUUUAGAGAAAUCUCGUGUUGUUAAGCAGCCCAGAGGUGAAAGAAACUUCCACGUGUUCUAUCAGCUGCUCUCUGGAGCCUCUGAGGAGCUGCUCCAAAAGCUUAAGCUCGAGCGGGAUUUCAGCAGAUACAACUAUCUCAGUCUGGACUCUGCCAAAGUUAAUGGUGUGGAUGAUGCUGCCAACUUCAGAACUGUCAGGAACGCCAUGCAGAUCGUGGGCUUUAUGGAUCAUGAAACCGAAGCUGUCCUGGAGGUAGUAGCCGCUGUGCUAAAACUGGGGAACAUCGAGUUCAAGCCUGAAUCACGAAUGAAUGGUUUGGAUGAAAGCAAAAUCAAAGACAAAAAUGAGUUAAAAGAAAUCUGUGAAUUGACCAGCAUUGACCAAUUGGUUCUAGAAAGAGCGUUUAGUUUCCGAACAGUUGAAGCGAAGCAGGAGAAAGUUUCCACCACACUGAAUGUGGCUCAGGCUUAUUACGCCCGCGAUGCCCUGGCCAAAAACCUCUACAGCAGGCUGUUUUCAUGGUUGGUAAACCGUAUCAACGAAAGCAUUAAGGCACAAACCAAAGUGAGAAAGAAGGUCAUGGGUGUUCUGGACAUUUAUGGCUUUGAAAUAUUUGAGGACAACAGCUUCGAGCAGUUUAUUAUUAAUUAUUGUAAUGAAAAGCUUCAACAAAUCUUCAUCGAACUUACUCUGAAAGAAGAGCAAGAGGAAUACAUACGGGAGGACAUAGAAUGGACUCACAUUGAUUAUUUCAACAAUGCUAUCAUUUGUGACCUAAUAGAAAACAACACGAAUGGAAUCUUGGCCAUGCUGGAUGAAGAGUGCCUGAGGCCAGGCACUGUCACAGACGACACCUUCCUGGAAAAGCUGAACCAAGUUUGUGCCACCCACCAGCACUUCGAGAGCAGGAUGAGCAAGUGUUCCCGCUUCCUCAACGACACAACCCUGCCUCACAGCUGCUUCAGAAUUCAGCAUUAUGCUGGCAAGGUGCUGUACCAGGUGGAAGGGUUUGUGGACAAGAACAACGACCUCCUGUACCGAGACCUGUCCCAAGCCAUGUGGAAGGCCGGCCAUAGCCUCAUCAAAUCUCUGUUCCCUGAAGGGAACCCUGCAAAAGUCAACCUGAAAAGACCUCCUACAGCAGGGUCACAGUUCAAGGCAUCCGUGGCCACUUUGAUGAAAAACCUGCAGACCAAGAAUCCAAACUAUAUCAGGUGCAUCAAGCCAAACGAUAAAAAGGCAGCACACAUUUUCAACGAGAGUCUGGUAUGCCAUCAGAUCAGGUACCUGGGUCUUCUGGAGAAUGUCCGAGUGAGGCGUGCAGGCUAUGCCUUCCGCCAGGCCUAUGAACCUUGCUUGGAAAGAUACAAGAUGCUUUGCAAACAGACAUGGCCUCACUGGAAAGGACCAGCAAGGUCUGGUGUGGAGAUUCUGUUUAAUGAGCUAGAGAUCCCAAUGGAAGAGUACUCCUUUGGUAGAUCCAAGAUAUUCAUCCGAAACCCAAGAACAUUAUUCCAAUUGGAAGACCUAAGGAAGCAGCGGCUAGAGGACCUGGCCACUCUCAUUCAGAAGAUUUACCGGGGAUGGAAAUGUCGUACACAUUUCCUGCUCAUGAAAAAAAGCCAAGUUGUGAUAGCUGCCUGGUGCAGGAGAUAUGCGCAACAGAAGCGGUACCAGCAGAUAAAGAGCUCGGCGCUGGUGGUUCAGUCUUACAUCCGGGGCUGGAAGGCUCGAAAACUCCUGCGGGAGCUGAAGCAUCAGAAACGCUGUAAGGAGGCAGCCACCACCAUUGCAGCAUACUGGCAUGGAACGCAGGCGCGAAGGGAGCUGAGACGACUGAAGGAGGAGGCUAGGAAUAAACAUGCUAUUGCAGUUAUUUGGGCUUACUGGCUUGGAUCGAAGGCUCGAAGGGAAUUGAAACGCUUGAAGGAGGAGGCUAGGCGUAAGCAUGCAGUUGCUGUCAUUUGGGCUUACUGGCUUGGACUGAAGGUACGCCGGGAAUACAGGAAGUUCUUCAGAGCGAAUGCUGGAAAGAAAAUCUAUGAGUUUACACUUCAAAGAAUUGUGCAAAAAUACUUCUUGGAAAUGAAAAAUAAAAUGCCUUCCUUGUCACCAAUAGACAAAAAUUGGCCAUCAAGACCUUACCUGUUCUUGGACUCGACUCACAAGGAGCUGAAAAGGAUCUUCCACUUGUGGAGGUGUAAAAAGUACAGGGACCAAUUCACAGACCAGCAGAAACUUGUUUAUGAGGAGAAGCUAGAGGCCAGCGAACUCUUCAAAGACAAGAAAGCUUUAUAUCCUUCUAGUGUUGGGCAACCGUUCCAAGGAGCUUACCUGGAAAUCAACAAGAACCCAAAGUAUAAGAAACUCAAAGACGCCAUUGAAGAGAAAAUCAUUAUUGCUGAAGUUGUGAACAAAAUUAACCGUGCUAAUGGGAAGAGUACAUCCCGGAUUUUCCUCUUGACAAACAAUAACCUUCUCCUUGCUGACCAAAAGUCCGGGCAGAUCAAGUCCGAGGUCCCCCUGGUGGAUGUGACCAAGGUCUCCAUGAGUUCGCAGAAUGAUGGCUUCUUUGCAGUCCAUCUCAAGGAGGGCUCAGAAGCAGCUAGUAAAGGAGACUUUCUCUUCAGCAGUGAGCACCUCAUUGAAAUGGCCACCAAGCUUUAUCGCACGACUCUCAGCCAAACCAAUCAGAAGCUCAACAUUGAGAUCUCCGAUGAGUUCCUGGUGCAGUUCAGACAAGACAAAGUGUGUGUGAAGUUUAUCCAAGGCAACCAGAAAAACGGGAGUGUGCCAACCUGCAAACGAAAGAACAACCGGCUCCUGGAAGUUGCUGUCCCUUAAGUGACGCCUCCCCUCCGCCCUCAUGGACUUGUUUCUUCAUAAUAGUGCAAUUUGAUUUUGUUUUACUUGGGGCUCGCUGUAUGUUUGGGAGUUGCCAAAGGCUAGUGGUUAGAGUCCUUUGGCGAAACUAAAAAGAAUUUGACUAAUCAGUUUUAAUUAUUGGAGUAGUUAACCCUAACGUCCACAGUCUGUCCUGCACAGGAUUAUAGAAAUUAACAGUGUCUGUUUCCAUGUUGUAUGUGUUUUCUCCUCAGUUACCAUUUUAGACUUGUGUACCGUAAACCCAUAUAUUUCCCAUAAAUCAUUAGUUCAUGUAAGCGUAGGAGGGGGCUUACAUCCAUUUAUCGGAUAUUUAUUGAAUGCCUACUUUUUGCUGGGCACUGUGCUGAACUUAUUAGAAAACUUUAUUUUUAAAGGUGUUGCCUUCUGGCUUAUUUUUGCUGGCAAAACAGCAGCUAAGAAGGUAGCAGAGAUCAAGGACAACCGAUACUGCUAAUGAUGAGAGCGUUGGUGGGAACCCUGUGGUGUGAUGUAAGCAGUGUACACAUUGAGAAGCUGUGGGCCUGGGAGGAUUGGAGAUGGAUGAUUGGGUGAAAUUCCUCUACUUUUCUUUCUUUCUUUCUUUCUCUCUUUCUUUCUUUCUUUCUUUCUUUCUUUCUUCCUUUCUUUUUUUCUUUCUUCCUUUCUUUCUUUCUUUUAAAAUCUAUUUGAAAAAGAGAAAACUGACUUUUAGACGUGCACAUUUAUUUGUUCAGAUCCCCUGUCAUUACCUUCUGUUAGAGAAUGGAAGUUACUCUCACUGUAGGGAAAGUAACUGAACCAGGGCAGCACGAUGCUUUGUUGCCGUUCCAGAGAAGCAUGAGAUGGACCCUGGAUGCCCCCCCCCCCUUGUUCUCACCCAGAGUCGGCAGCCAUCGAAAUGGCACGUAAGAAAAGGCCAUGAGCCGUUCAGAGUGGCCCAUCUUCUCUUCGAUGUGCAAUAAAACAUCCAAGGCCACCUUUGAAAGUUUUAUUUAUAAUAUACAUUUUGUUUUUGUAUGAGAGAGGUGAUUGAUUGGUUGGUAUAGGGUGUGUAUUUUAGUGAAAGAUCAAAAUUAAGGUAGAAUUAGUUUUCAGGGCUUCUUGUUUUAUUUUUUGUUUUUCUUUCUCUCUUUAAAAUUUAGAAUAAAGAUCCACCAAGGAAACCACAUUUUAAACUCUGGAAUUAAAUUUUUUCUUAUUUGGGAGGAUAAUGUAUAUACAUCGGGAUUCUGUUAAAUAAUAAAAUUGUUCUAAUUUGGUGCCAUUUGCUGAAUCACAACUGUAUUUUUGUAUCUCAAGCUAUUUUCAUAUGUUACAUGUCUAAUGUGUCACAGAAAGGUUUUCCAUCCAGACAGUAUAUGGUCUCUGUGUUAUCGGCUUUUCACUAAUCUUUUUGUACCAAUAUCAGCCAAUGAAAAUAUUCCCUGGGGAUUUUCUUUUGAUUUUUGUACUUAAAAAAAAAAAAAAGUUCUGAUAAAGAGAUUCUCAAA